CAGGCACAUGCUUCAAGAAACUUUAGCAGCAGUGUUAGAUUUGAAAGAUGCACUGGCGACAGCACGUCUAUUUCCUCACCUUCGUGGUGAUUGUUGCUUCAACCAUCCCAGCCUGUUUGGCUUUUAACAUCAAAAUGACAGAGCCUGAGAAACACGAGGGCGAACCAGGUGAUUUCUAUGGAUACAAGGUGCUACAGUACAAGUCUGGUGAUGGUAACAAAAGGAUAGUCGUCACUGCACCUCUCAGGCUAAAUGGAUCUGGAGGAAUUUACCAACCUGACCAAAACAAGUGGUUCAACCCUUCUGUUGCAGAGGACCUGCAGUCAAACACAACAGUAGUCAAACAUCUGGGCUUGUCGAUCGCUGCUGAUUCCUCCGGCUCCAGAUUCACUGUUUGCAGUCCAGGUUUGGUGCAUGAAUGCAAUGAGAACUCCUAUCUGAACAGUAUUUGUUAUGACCUCUCUGAUCAUCUCCAGAAAAUCUCCUCUUUCAAACCCGCAUAUCAAAAAUGCACCAAAAAGACAGUGGACCUCGUCUUUCUGUUCGAUGGAUCAGCGAGUAUGACUGAAGCAGAAUUCAACAAGAAUAAAGAUUUUAUUGUGGAGAUAAUGAACAGCCUGAAGAACACAUCGAUCAAGUUUGCAGCAGUUCAGUUCUCUUCAACAGUCCACAAAGUGUUUGACUUCAACGACUAUGAAGCCAAACGUGCUAUCGAUAUACUUAUGAAAGAAAAGCAUUUAAAAAGCCUCACCAACACACACAGAGCCCUCGAAUUUAUUUUUGAUCAAAUCUUUGACAACAAAACUGCAGGCGCCUCUCCUGAUGCAACUAAAGUUCUGAUUCUAAUCACAGACGGAGAUCCCUCUGACACAGACAGAAAAGGAAUAAUUAAAAAAUAUGAUGAGAAAAAUAUAAUUCGUCUUGUUAUUGGGAUCAAGGAUGCAAAGCUGGAUAAAUUUAGGGCCAUCGCUUCAGAACCAAAAAACAAAAAUGCCUUCAAAAUAGAGAAUUAUGAUGGACUCACAGGAGUACUGGAGAAUUUUCAGAAAAGGAUCUUUGUUGUGGAAGGUUCCAAAGUGGCUCGAGCAGGAAACCUGACUGAUGAAAUGUCUCAGAGUGGAUUCAGCGCUGUUUUCAACAAGGAUACACUGAUUCUGGGUUCAGUGGGAACAAACAGCUGGCGUGGUUCUCUCCAAGAACGUCGAGAUAAAAUGGAAACACAAAUUGAGGAUCAAGAAAUGGAGAUGGACUCCUACAUGGGAUAUUCUGUCUCUGUUGGACAGAGGGCUGGUGUUUCUUUGUAUUUCACGGGUGCACCCCGGUUUCAGCACACAGGACAGGUCGUACUUUUCAAACAAAACAGCAACAACUGGACCACAGAACAAAGAAUAACUGGAGACCAGAUCGGUUCCUACUUCGGCGCCGAGCUGUGUUCGGUGGAUAUUGAUUCAGACGGUGACACUGAUUUCCUGCUGGUGGGAGCGCCAACGUUUUACCAGCCUCAGGAGAAGAAAGAAGGUCAGAUCUACAUCUACAGUCUGACUGAUGAGCUGCAACUGAAAAGUGAACUGAUUGUGACGGGACCAUCCAUGGGUAGAUUUGGCGCCACCAUAUCCAGCCUUGCAGACCUGAAUGGAGAUGGACUCCGAGACGUUGCUGUCGGAGCUCCGCUUGAGGAUGACAACAGAGGUGCCGUGUAUAUCUACCUUGGAGACAGACAUAGAGGGAUACGCAGCACUUUCAGCCAGAGAAUUACAGGAGACAAAAUAACACCUGGGAUAAGAUUCUUUGGACAGGCCAUCGAUGGGGGCGUCGGCAUCAAAGAGGACGGCCUCCCAGAUAUUGUGAUCGGAUCACAGGGCGCUGCUGUUGUCUUAAGCUCCAAGCCCGUCUUUAAUGUGAUGGCUCACUUAUCUUUCCACCCUAAGGAGAUAAGCACAGAGAAACUUGACUGUGUGGGUGCAGAUGAAAAUUUACUUAUGGUUACCUUAACAGCCUGUUUUGAAAUGGUAGAAGCAACAAAGAGCAAACAAGGGAGUGUGAGCUCUGGACUGAACAUCACAUACAUGCUCGCCGUGGACCCAAUGAGACAAAAACAUCGAGGUUUCUUCAGUCAAACUGAUACGAAAACCAGGAGUCUUACCUCUACCUAUAAGCUGAAAGAUAAAAUGACUUGCUUAAACUUCUCCAUCUACAUGCCCAAAUGUGUGACAGACACAUUGUCACCGAUCAGCAUCAAAUUAAACUUUUCUCAGGCUGACAGUGAGACUGCUAACAUCACCCUGAACAUGGACAGCAAAAAGCAGUCUGCUGUUGAGGUUCCUUUUGAGAAACAAUGUAGAAAAAAUGACACUUGUAUCGCUGAACUGGAUGUCAAUUUCGAAUUCAAGACUCCGAUAUUAUUGGUGACAGAAAAUAACUACUUCAAUGUCACUAUACAUUUGAAAAAUGGUGGUGAUGACUCAUACAACACCAGCCUUAUAAUGUUCUAUCCUUCAGGCCUCUCCUUCUCUAGGAUGACUCUUAUAAAGUCAUCAAGAUCAACAACGCACGACUGCCGGGAUCAAGAAGAACACAACAAAACCGUAUGUAGUGUGAGCCAGCCUGUGUAUCGCAGCAGAUCCUCUGCAACGUUUCAAUCUUCCUUCCAUGUCAUGCAUAAUUAUGAGUGGAAUGACAGGAUGUCCAUGAUACUUGAAGCAAAAAGUGAUAAUCAAGACAGAAACAGGACCAGCAGCCUCACCAAAAGCAUCCCGGUGCAAUUUGAAAUUAAAAUGAUAUUAACAGUGAAUAAAGACAGCACUACUUAUCUGAACUUCACCUCAGAUGAGACUGAAACUAAAGAAAUGACUAUUACAUACAGGAUAGAUAACACUGGCUUUAAGGAGUUUCCUGCAAACAUCACCCUGGAAUUCCCAACUGUACUGGAGCAUAGCUUUGAAAUGAAAAGCUAUCAAGUCUUUGUCAAGGAGAACAAAACACAGUGCACAGCCACUACUAACCACAAAUUUAAGAACUGCUUACCAAGAAAUAAGUGUGUGGCCAUCGUCUGCAACACUUUCAAUUUGAAGAACUAUGCAUCUGCUGAGUUUACACUGUCAGGAAAAGUCCACUUUAAAGACGCCGCACAACAGGCAGCCAAUGUUGCUUUUCUGAAAAAAUACACUGGAGACAGCAGAAAGAUUAACUUUGUAAGUUCUGUACAUGUUGGCUAUGACAAGGCUCGGUAUGUGCUGAAAGACCAAGAGAAUAAAGACAAUUUGCCACAAUUCCAAUUUCCAACAAGAAAGACUGAAGUUCGAGUUGACUUCUUUAUCCUCCCGAAUAAAAUGCUGAUCAUUUUAACUGGAGCCGGUUUGGGACUCUUCCUUCUGAUCAUAAUCACAAUCAUCCUGUUUAAGCUCGGUUGCUUCAAGAGGAAAAAGUUUGGAGAAGAUGAUCUUGAGGAUGACAGCACUGUAAUACCGUUCCCCGCUUCAACUGUAGGGACUGAUAAGAAAUCUGAUAAAUCUUCCAAUGAUAAUCAAACGCAGGAAAAAUCACCUCUCCUCUCCUCUGCCCCCACUAAUGAACAGAUCAAGCAGUCAGGCACUGAUAACAAAUCUGAUCAACCUUCUGAGGAAAAUAAGGUUCAUGAUGACAGUGCUGCUGAAACAGAGGAGAAAAAGGAUGAAGUUACUAUCACGGUGGAGUCGGAAUAUACAACAUACUGUCCACUUAGUGACAGUUCAGCUUCGUUCACAGACUGGUCACAAGAAGAAAAUUAGUACAAUUUUCAGUCGGUCUCUGUCCAAAGCUAGUAAAAUAUAUCUAGAAGCCCAUAUGAUGAACAAUAUAAUUAGUAAACAAUUUCUCCUUUUUCGUGUCUUUUGUUUUUUUAACAGUGGUUCUUGCCAUGAUUUGUUUUUGCUUAUUAGUCGGACCAUGACAGACUUAUUUAGGGGUAUGAUAUCUCCGGUCUGUAUCCCAGAUGAGCCCCAUAUUUUUUUUAGUCUUAUUAUUCUUCAUGAAUUGUAAACAAAUAAACCAUAGUGUAAAACCUAAAGUGAACCAAAACAUGAAACAAAAAUGCUACUGGGAGGACAGAGAUCAAAGAUGGAACCAGUCGACUCUUAAAUUCACCACAGGGAGAGGUUAGGCGCUCCCACUUACACAGAGAACCACAACUGUAUACCAUUUAAAGAGUAGGAAACAGGAAUUUUACACAAAGAAAAUAAAUCUGGAUGAUUUAGCUUUUCAGCAUUGGUUUCAGAUGUGCAAGCUGCCAGGUCCACAGGCCCUGAUGCAGAGAUGGAGGAUUUUUAACUGAGUGGUGAUAACAACCCAGGUGGCUCUUCUGCAGUUUAACCCAGAGGAAGCCGCCGCAUCCAU
Messenger RNA from Oreochromis aureus, 4371 nucleotides. Its product is annotated as integrin alpha-M-like. Gene Ontology annotation, cellular component: external side of plasma membrane; integrin complex. The record is from RefSeq and is a predicted model, not a curated record. Gene Ontology annotation, molecular function: integrin binding. Gene Ontology annotation, biological process: cell-cell adhesion; integrin-mediated signaling pathway; cell-matrix adhesion. The transcript is spliced from 31 exons. NCBI's taxonomy places the organism in Eukaryota, Metazoa, Chordata, Actinopteri, Cichliformes, Cichlidae. Bases 48 to 3767 code for a protein of 1239 amino acids.